AUAUAUCAGAUUGAUACUCCCGUUUACUAAACUUUAUCAUGUUUUAAUAAUGAAAAACAGAUAGUAGUAUGGACAGUUCGGUAGCAUUGUUAUCAAUAGUUUUGUUUAUCUUAAUUUCUUAUAAACAUUGCGAGGCUUUUUUGGAAGAUGUUUGCGACAAGGACGAUGUUGAAUGCCAGCAUCCAAAUGAUGGCACCCUCCGCGGUCAUUUACAGCAUGGCAAAAGUAGCCGAAAGAACGUCAUACGUAGAAUUCGAAAUAUGAGCUUGUUGCAAUGUGUCAAAGAAUGUUUCUUGACAUCUGAAUGUAUUGCUGUUAAUUAUCGAAAGAACUGGAAACUAUGUGACGCAGUUGGAGACAUAAGUGAUGAUGAUAAACUAUUGGUACAUGAAGAUGGUUGCAUUUUCAGUGAAAUAUCAACCUGGUCUAAGUCCAUUGCGGGAGUUUGCGCAGACCACAACUGUGCCACAGGAAGAAAGUGUGUUAAAGAUCGAGAUUCAAACAGAGGAUUCAUUUGUAUUUCUGCUUACUGCAAAGCAUCCCUACCAGAAAUACAAGAUGCUGUUUGUACAGAAACAUUUGGGUUAUAUAAAAACCUCGGCACUGGAAUAAGUUUUGAAUGUAAAAAUGGACUUGUUUUGGAAGGACGCCCAUUUGCUGUUUGUACGGAUUAUGGAGAAUGGAAAGUUUUGUUUUAUUGCAUAGAACGCGCCCUAUACCCACCUCGUGACUGUUCUGGUAUACCACGCCACGCUGGAUCAGGUGUCUACAAAGUUCAUCCAAAGCCGUCUAUUAAGUUCGAUGUCUAUUGUGAAAUGGAUACAGAAGAUGUAGGAUGGACAGUAAUACAAAGGAGAUUAGACGGCAGUACAGACUUUUUCAGAGGAUGGACAGCUUAUGAAGAAGGAUUUGGGAAUCUUACACAUAAUUUCUGGCUAGGAAAUGCAAAAAUUCAUGCAAUAGUCGCAACUGGUAAUUAUCAACUACGAGUAGAGCUAGAGGAUUUUAAAGGAAAUACAGCUUUGGCGGAAUACACUAGAUUCUACAUUGGAGACGUCUCAACAAACUAUAAACUGGAAGUAAGCGGCUACAUAGGAACUGCCGGAGACAGUCUGCAAUCCCAUAGUGGAAAUAUGUUUUCUACGUACGACAGAGAUAAUGACGAAUAUGAAAACAGCUGUGCAGUUCUGUAUAAAGGAGCAUGGUGGUAUCGAAAAUGUCAUGCUUCAAAUCUUAAUGGAGCUUACUUGUCAGGGGAAAUAAGCUCUUUUGCUGAUGGAGUCAUAUGGCAUGGAUGGAAAGGACAUAAUUAUUCUUUAAAAUCAUCAAAACUAAUGAUAAAGAAAUUGUGAACGACCAGCGUUACACAACACACUUUUGGUAGAAACAGUCAUAGCCUAUUGUUUUAAUGUUCUCACGUUUAAUUUUAUAUACUAUCAUACGGAAGACGUGA
Mytilus trossulus (common blue mussel) is the source of this 1453-nucleotide messenger RNA. RefSeq lists its product as uncharacterized. NCBI's taxonomy places the organism in Eukaryota, Metazoa, Mollusca, Bivalvia, Mytilida, Mytilidae. The transcript is spliced from 7 exons. The record is from RefSeq and is a predicted model, not a curated record. Bases 69 to 1352 code for a protein of 427 amino acids.